Messenger RNA from Megalopta genalis, 646 nucleotides. The record is from RefSeq and is a predicted model, not a curated record. Lineage: Eukaryota; Metazoa; Arthropoda; Insecta; Hymenoptera; Halictidae.
UCCGAGCGUCAAUUAGAGAGACAUUGCUGUAAUCUGUUUUCCGCAUAGAAAAUAAUAUUUCUACGAGCUCGAUGGAAGAUGCCUGGAACAAAAGUCACAGCGAGAAUUCCAAAGAAACCGACGGAGCAAGUUAUUUGCAACGUAUUCGGGAUUGUUUGGCUGCUUAUCAAGAGUCCAACGGCGUUCCGAACACGGAAUAUUCAUUCGCGACGCUUAUCAAAGCAUUGGGUCAAGCCACUAGUCAGUCCCUCCUCGCUCUCUUAUACGUGAUAUUGAACAUUAUACCCGUCGCACAGGUAUUCCUUUUCGUGCUACGAUUCAUUUUGGACAAAAUGAUCAGCAUAAGGGACAGCAAAGACUUUCGGCAGAUGAUGAUCCGAAGCUUCGUAUUCUUGACGGAACUGUUCAGCGUGUACAUCUGUCUAUUUUUUAUAUUCGGAUUUAUCAUUUUACCAAUCGUGCAGGUGGUAAUUGGCAUAAUUGUAGAGAUCAUGCUCUACUAUUAAUUUCAAUUGCGCCACCGCCGAGUUAAAUUCCGAGCGGUCAUUGUUACGUGGAAUCGGUGCAAUCGUGAACUGUUGUAGAGGUAUAGGAAUUAUUAUUCGAUUUUUAUAGCGUUUUUUGGAGUUUUGUACGUUUUUCUUUU